CACAUUUCAAACUUGCUCGAGCACGUUCGCGGCUGCUCCUAGUGUGCAGCUGGUCUGGACCGAGUUCAACGUGCAUCGCCCUCGCCGAUAUUAAUCUUCGCACAAACGCAGCCAUGACCACAUAACACAGGCUUGUUCGGACCACAGUCGCCAUCUUUACCUUUCUGCAUCGAAGUCAUGGAGCCCUCAAGACCGAGGCCGGAGUUGAGAGAGCGUGCUAGCUCGGCGGCGUCCAAAGCAACAACUUCACAUGAGAGUCUUCACGAAAAGCCAGAGGAGUCCGAAAGGACAACUUCUGUUGCUGCAAGUCCUGAAUUACUAUCACAGAAUGACACCCCAUCAAACAACUUCAAACCGGGGGCCGACCUGGACAAACUGCCUGGGAUAGGACAACUCCGUGUGGAAACCGAGUCUAUCCGGUUUGGUGGCGAAGAGGAAGACCCUACUGUGGGCAUGUCUUUCCAGAGAUCUGCAAGCCCGUCAACCGUACACAAAGUAAAGGAUGUCUCGUAUCAGAAAGUCGGCGAGAAUGGCAUCAGCAGGAUGCACAAAUUCUCGUUAUACGAGACGAGCACACGGUUCUACCUUAUCGGAGCAGACAUAAUGGAGAAGCAGUAUCGUGUGCUCAAGAUUGAUCGAACAGCACCGCCGGGUCACCUGAACAUUUUUGAAGACGACAUAGUAUACGACAGAAAAGAGAUGUUUAGGCUUCUGGGAACGAUUCAAGACGGCAAUAAGGGUACCGGGGGCCUGAAGUUGAAAUGCAGCACUUGGGGUCUGCUGGGUUUCAUACGAUUCACCGAUGCUUACUACAUGCUUUUGAUCUCCAAAAGAGCCCAAGUGGCAAUGCUUGGUGGACACUACAUUUAUCAGGUUGAUGGCACCGAGAUGAUCCCUCUUACCACAGGAUCCUCCGCACGGUUCCAGAAGGACCGAAAUCCGGAAGAAGCCAGGUUCCUCGCAAGUCUCGCAAACUUGGACCUGACGCGGUCUUUCUACUUCAGCUAUUCGUACAAUAUUACAAGAAGUCUUCAGCAAAACAUCAUCCACGAACGGACAGCCUUGAACAAAGGCAUCGAAAAUCCCGAGCGCGACUAUCAGGAUAUGUUCGUAUGGAAUCACUACCUGCUAGAUCCCGCUCGCUCUGUGCUGAAGAACGUUUACGAUUGGUGUCAUCCGGUUAUACACGGAUACGUGGAUCAGUCGUCGCUCGAUGUCUUCGGGCGUAGGAUAUACAUUACCAUAAUUGCCCGGCGAUCAAGACACUUUGCAGGAGCUAGAUUCUUGAAGCGAGGUACAAACGAUCUGGGCUAUGUUGCCAACGAUGUGGAAUCCGAACAGAUCGUCUCCGAAGCGCUCACCACGUCCUUCCAUGCGCCUGGCCCACGGCUGUUCACAAACCCAACGUACACAUCAUAUGUUCAGCAUCGUGGCAGCAUUCCACUCUACUGGACACAAGACAACACAGGUGUCACACCAAAACCGGACAUCGACUUGAGUCUCGUAGAUCCAUUCUACAGCGCUGCAGCUCUUCACUUCGACAAUUUGUUCGAACGCUAUGGCGCCCCUGUCAUUGCCUUGAAUCUGAUCAAAGCACGAGAGCGAACACCGAGGGAGUCUAAACUACUGUAUGAGUACAAGUACUGCAUCGACUACCUCAAUCAGUCUUUACCGAAGGACAAGAAGAUACGAUACGAGGCUUUCGACAUGUCACGCGCCGCGAAAACGCGGGGUCAAGAUGUGAUUGGUACUUUGGAGAGCCUCGCCGAAAAGGUCAUGCUCGAAACAGGCUUCUUCCAGAACGGAGAUGACACCACUGGCACGCCGCAGGUACAAAACGGUGUAGCCAGAACCAACUGCAUCGAUUGUCUCGAUCGCACCAAUGCUGCUCAGUUUGUGAUUGGAAAGAGAGCUCUCGGUCGCCAGCUGCACGCGCUCGGCGUUAUUCCUGGAAACACGGUUGAAUAUGAUUCGGAUUGUGUAGAAAUGUUCACUCAUAUGUUCCACGGACAUGGAGACACCAUUGCGAUACAGUAUGGUGGGUCACACCUCGUUAAUACGAUGGCCACAUACCGGAAAAUCAACCAGUGGCAGAGUAGUUCUCGCGACAUGGUGGAAAGCUUCAAGCGAUACUAUCACAAUUCAUUCCUUGACUCACAGCGUCAGGAGGCAUACAAUCUCUUCCUUGGCAACUACACCUUCCACCAAGGUCAGCCGAUGUUGUGGGAUUUGACCACUGAUUACUACCUACACCAUGCAGACCCGCGCGCUUAUCUGGAGAGAACACGACGUGACUACAACAAUUGGUACACUCCUGCGAAUCUGGAGCCACGGACACUGCCAUCCGCGAACAGCCUUGCGAUGAUGCAGAGCAAAUCACUGCAGGCCAACAUCAGUUUUCGCGAUGACUACUGGCUCGAGUACUACCGACCAUUGGCUAUAUCCUCGUUUCUCAAGAUCUUUGCCUUCCGAUUGGCGUCGCCAAAUCGGGCCGUACGCGAUAGCAGAGACGGACUUGCACCGUCGCGCGUUGAGAACCUGUCCCCUUUCGUGCCUCGCAAGAAACAGCACGAGCAAGCCACUCAGCGAAACAAUGUGAAGAAGGGACCGCGAAAAGGCGUUACCAUACUCGACCCUGUGAGCGAGACCGACUCGCGACAAGGCAGUAUCAUGGCUCGGCGACGCCACCACGUACAGCUCAGCAUGCCCGACACAAACUCUGUCACGCACUCAAUACUUCGAGAUCCGCAUUUCGAGACAGAGAUGCCGUCUUCGGCACCUGCGACAAUAGGCUCUUUCCCGUCGUUGGCAAACUCAAUGUCAACAUCAACCGGCUUGGCCUCAACGGUGCGACCCGGCUUCAAGCCUGCCGACAAGGCACUCAUCAACCAAUGGACUCUAGAGCAGUUCUACGACAACAGCAUGAACCCGACUGUCUCUAAUCCAGAAGCAGAUGAAUAUUCGAGGUACAUUGAGCAUCCACUGAACCUACCUUUGGUCGUCAGUAGCGAGAUGCCAAGUGCGGACGAUCCUGCUGCCAUGGAAUACUACGAAUACCUGUGUAUGACAGAAGGCAGUCCACAGGCGCCGACGGACAUCGAUGAGUCCAGCAUUACUCCCUCUGGUCUGCCUCGUAACGACACCGAUGUUAUGUCAGUCCGCUCUUUUCAGUCUUACUCGCGACCCAUGACAUCAGCUUCUGUCAGCACACCCUUCUCGCAUGCUCCAACGUACUCGUGGCCGCAGUCACUCAACCCCCAUCCACACCUCUACCCCUCUUUCACCGACGAGAUUCUGCCGCAGACAUACUCAACGCCUGGCAGGUUCCAGACAGCAGAGGAAGAUAUCGAAGAGUUUGAAGAAUAUCUGGACGUAAAUGAGAACCCACUAGACGUCGAAGAAGAGGAUGGCACGAAGAAACGGUACAAGGCAUAUAGGCAAUGGCUGAAAGGGAAGAGUUUCUUCAAGCAGAGCAAGGUGGACCCAGAGUGGCAGAAUCAGCUUCCUGUCAGAUGAUGAUCAGAGUUUUGGUUAGCAUGGCUGGUGUUUGGGUGUGAGUAACGGCGUGGGUAGCAUUUUAUAGAAAUCAUACAAUAUCAGGCCA
Molecule: messenger RNA, 3604 nt
Organism: Macroventuria anomochaeta
Lineage: Eukaryota; Fungi; Ascomycota; Dothideomycetes; Pleosporales; Didymellaceae
Exons: 1
Coding region: 178-3516 (1112 amino acids)
Biological process (GO): phosphatidylinositol dephosphorylation
Cellular component (GO): intracellular membrane-bounded organelle
Molecular function (GO): phosphatidylinositol-3,5-bisphosphate 5-phosphatase activity
Source: RefSeq, a predicted model, not a curated record